Messenger RNA from Helianthus annuus (common sunflower), 999 nucleotides. RefSeq names its product enoyl-CoA delta isomerase 1, peroxisomal. The coding region runs from base 119 to 844 and encodes 241 amino acids. Lineage: Eukaryota; Viridiplantae; Streptophyta; Magnoliopsida; Asterales; Asteraceae. Gene Ontology annotation, biological process: fatty acid beta-oxidation. Gene Ontology annotation, molecular function: enoyl-CoA hydratase activity; delta(3)-delta(2)-enoyl-CoA isomerase activity. The transcript has a single exon. The record is from RefSeq and is a predicted model, not a curated record. Gene Ontology annotation, cellular component: peroxisome.
GGUCCAUUUACAUCAACUAUCCGAUAAUCAUAUAAUGUAAGUGUAUCUAUAUAAUAUAAUAGAAGUUAGUAAGAGAGUAAAGGAACCACCACUCUCUCUCAGAGUUCCAGUAAAAAAAAUGUGCACGUUAGAAAAACGCGGUAACAUUUACAUCCUAACCCUAACCGGCGACGAUGAGCACCGGUUAAACCCCACGCUACUCGACUCAAUAACCGCCGCACUCCACCGCAUCCGAUCCGAAACAACCACCACUCCCUCCGCCCUAAUCACCACCGCCCACGGCAAAUACUUCUCCAACGGAUACGACCUCGCGUGGGCCCAAUCCGAUCCAACUCGCCACAUCCUCAUGUCCUCCAAACUCCGGUCACUCGUCCGAGACCUAAUCUCGCUCCCGAUGCCUACAAUCGCCGCCGUAACCGGCCACGCCUCCGCCGGCGGCUUUAUUCUGGCGCAGGCUCACGAUUACGUUCUGAUGAGAAAAGAUAGAGGGUUUAUUUACAUGAGUGAGUUGGAUAUUAAGCUUGUGGUGCCGGAUUGGUUCGUGAAGCUGUUGAAGAAUAAGAUCGGAUCUCCGGCGGCAUUGCGUGAUGUUGUGUUGAGAGCUGAGAAGGUGACGGCGGAGGUGGCGGUGGAGAAGGGGAUUAUAUACUCGGCGCAUGAUAGCUCGGAGGAGACGGUUGCAGCGGCGGUUAAGGUUGCAGAGGAGUUGGUUAAGAGGAAAUGGGAUGGAGAGGUGUACGGUCGGAAUCGGAGGGUUUUGUAUGGUGAUGUGUUGCCGGCGUUGGAGUGUGAUGAGACUGUUGAGGAUGUGAAACAUGCGAAUAUUGGGCCGUCUAGACUUUAAUAAAUUAAUAUUGAAAUUGUUGGAAUGUUUUAAUAAAUUAAUGUGUUAUGUGAUAUGAAUUUGUAGCCUGUGUGGCGUCUACUAUGGUGAUGAACCACUAGUUGGUUGGUUCUAGAUUAUUUAAAUUCGAAUAAUAUAUGUUGAUCUUUAAAAAA